UGGCACCCGUCAUAUUAUUUCUUUUUUCUCCGGCACUAUACACUGUCGCUAUCGGAUGGCUUAUCUUUGGGGUCCUCUCAUUGUCUAGGCCUGGUGGUAGUGUCAGGAUAUAUAUAUUGUGCCUCUCGCCUCCACAAUGCACUCCACGCCCCACAGUGAACCCCAAGAGUGUCUUGGUACUUGAUCUUCUCUAGCUAUACUUUAGUCGUGAUCGUCACUGUACUCCAUCGCCAAUGGAUAGCUUCACUGAAAAGAAGGAUGCCGUCAUCUCCUCGGAGCGAGAGAUCACCGCCGAGUUCACCUCGUACACGAACGAGAAGAACGAUGUCUACGUCUCGACGUCCUCGCCAUCCGAGCAGCCCUCGCUCAGCGACUUGGAGCGCGAGCGCUUCACCAGCCGAAUCAUGGAGUCCAAGGAGCUUGAGGAUAUUGGAGCCAGCACGACGCAGCUUGAGUUCUUGUUGUCAAAGCUACAUAUCCUCUCGCUUGACGAAUGUGUCGAGGAACUGCGUACUGCCGCGGAUUAUCAUCGUGACGACUACAACUAUCCGAUUGACACGCGCGAGAAAAUCAGUCGGUUGCUUGAAGGAGCAAUGGCGUACGGUCAGGGUCAGGAGAUUUAUGAGAUGGAUCUUCGCCUUGAGGCUACGCUCAAUCGAUUCAAUUCUCCUUAUCCAGAAGUACGUGCUGUCACCGACCCGACUGACGACAAAUCUCUAGCCGUCGAGACUCCUCGCGCGUACUUCCUCGGCCUAUUUUGGGUUGUCGUCGGGUCCUUCAUCAACGAAGUCUUUCUCACUCGCCAACCCUCUCUUUCCAUCAAGUCCGCCGUCUUCCAGAUCCUCGUCUACCCGGGCGGUAAGCUCCUCGAGCGCAUACUGCCUGAUAAGACGUACUACUUCCGUGGCCGCAAAUUCGCUCUAAACCCAGGACCAUGGUCUUACAAAGAGCAGAUGUUUGCGACAAUCAUGAUCAACGCCGGCGCAAACUUUGCAAACGUCGAGAAUCAUACGCUUGUGUAUAAGCUGCCGCAGUUCUUUGCGCAGACGUGGGUGAAUUUCGGGUUUAUGUUUGUCGCGAAUGUGUCGACUCAGUUCUUUGGUUUUGGAGUUGCUGGUAUUUUGAGACGCUGGGUCAUUUAUGAGAAGAAAGCUGUCUGGCCGACGAUGUUGCCUACUCUUACUCUGAACAGAGUUCUUCUCCAACCAGAAGAGAAGCAUAGUAUUCAUGGCUGGACGAUCUCUCGAUACCGCUUCUUCUGGUACGUCUUGGCGGCUAGUUUUGUGUACUUUUGGCUGCCGGAUUUUCUGUUCACCGCUUUGUCGACCUUCAACUGGAUGACCUGGAUCGCUCCUGAUAACAAAAUCCUGGCGCUCAUCACGGGAUCCAAAACCGGCAUGGGCUUCAACCCCAUUCCGACUUUCGACUGGACUGUGAUCAAUUACUCCGGUCCUCUCACAAAGCCGUUUUUCUCCAGCGCGAAUCAAUUUGCUGGUGUUUUGUUUGGUGCUUUUCUGAUCAUUGGUAUGGUGUGGAAGAACUACAAGUGGACUGGAUACAUGCCGAUGAAUACCUCGACCGUUUACGCAAACAACGGCUUGAAGUACAACAUGACACGGAUCACAGACGCGAACAGCCGUCUGGACGAGAAGGCUUAUCGCGCGUACUCUGCGCCGUACUUCACCGCCGGAAAUCUGCUUCGCGAGGGUUCUUCCUACUGCAUGGUCACUCUGAGUUUCACCUCGAUCUUGCUGUCAGACCACAGACUUUUGUAUAACUCGCUGAAGGGAUUCGUCAAGUCGCUUAAGAACUGGCGGGUCAAUAAGCUAGGCAAAACGUCGAGUUUUGAGGAUUUCAAUGAUCCUCUGUCGCUCAUGAUCCGCGAGUACGAAGAGGUGCCGGACUGGUGGUUCCUCGUCAUUUUACUAGUCUCGCUAGUCUUUGGAAUCAUCCUCUUUGAAGUCUACCCAGUCGUCGCACCUGUGUGGGUCUUGUUUGCCGUUUUUGGAAUUUCGAUCUUGCUGCUGAUCCCUUCGACUGUUAUUUACUCGGUUACGGGAUACCAGGUCGCGUUCAACGAUCUCAUGGUCUUGCUCGGUGGUUACUUCGUUCCUGGAUCGGGAAUCGGAAAUAUCAUCGGUCGACUAUAUGGCUGGAAUAUUGACGAGCAGGCGGAAUCUUUUGUCUCGGACCUGAAACUUGCGCACUACGCCAAGCUUCCGCCGCGAGCGGUCUUUAGAGGACAAGUUAUCGCGACCGCAGUCAACUGUCUCGUAACGAUUGGUGGAAUCCAUGUUGUCCUUGGCCUUAACCGCAUCUGCUAUUCUGAUCAGCCUGAUAAGUUUGUGUGUGCGUAUCCAAACAGUAUCUACAACACCAGUUUGUUCUACGGACUCGUGGGCCCUGACAGAGUGUUUGCGAUGUACCCUGGACUCAAGUACUGCUUCCUUGCCGGCGUUGUGAUUGGUCUUGUGUACUACCCCUUGCAGCGCUACUUCCCGCGUGUGUUUAGAUCAAUCCAUCCGGUGGUCGUCCUCUCGGGCGUGUAUGUCUACGGCCAGUCCUACAACCUCUCCUACUACACCAUGGGCUUCUGGUUCGCGCUCUACUUCAUGUACUUUGUGCGUCGCAGAUACCUAAACUGGUGGACAAAGUACGUCUACGUCCUCACCUCCGGUCUCACAGCCGGUACAGCGUUCUCAGCCAUCAUCAUCUUUGGCGCUAUCAGCUACACAGGCACGUCGGUGAAAUGGUGGGGGACUACGGUGUCGACUGCCGGUAUCGACGCGGUAUCGACGACGACUCUGUACGAUAUGCCGGAGUCGGGCACGUUUGGCUUGAGUGUUGGGGAGUUCCAGUGAGUUGUUCGAUAUGAUACUCACAGAGUCUGUUUAUUUGCUAUUUCCACUGUUUGUUUGCUAUUUCCACUGUUUAUUUGCUAUAUCUACUGUUUAAUUUGCUAUUUCCAAGAAUGAAGAAUAUUGUAGCCAGUGGUUCGCAGUUGAAAAUCCAUACAAAUCAUCCACCUAAAAUUAGCUAAUAAAUGACGUAACGUAACUUUGCUGCUCAUCGCGAAACCAAUCAUCCGGCAAACUCUCAGACUUUCUCUCCGC
Myxozyma melibiosi is the source of this 3113-nucleotide messenger RNA. Its product is annotated as OPT oligopeptide transporter protein-domain-containing protein. Gene Ontology annotation, biological process: transmembrane transport. Lineage: Eukaryota; Fungi; Ascomycota; Lipomycetes; Lipomycetales; Lipomycetaceae. Bases 234 to 2861 code for a protein of 875 amino acids. The transcript is spliced from 2 exons. The record is from RefSeq and is a predicted model, not a curated record. Gene Ontology annotation, molecular function: oligopeptide transmembrane transporter activity. Gene Ontology annotation, cellular component: plasma membrane.